This is a messenger RNA of Paramecium pentaurelia, 781 nucleotides long. NCBI's taxonomy places the organism in Eukaryota, Ciliophora, Oligohymenophorea, Peniculida, Parameciidae. The record is from the annotation of a GenBank genome assembly.
AUGAAUAAUAUCUAAUACAAAAGCAUUUAAAAAAUAAAAAAGAUUACCUAAAAGAGUAAAUGGACUAUUGAAGAAGAUAAUGUAUUAAGUUUAUCUAUUCAAAAAUAUGGUACAACUUGGUGUAAAGUGGCAUAAAGUUUUCCUAAUAGAAAUCCUAACUCAUGUAUUUAAAGAUGGAAAAGAUUGAAAUCCUAAAGUGUAAAGAAAUAACUAAUUACUAGAAGAUAAAAAAAUAGAAAUGGAAUUUAAUAGAAGAUUAACUUCUUUUAGAAUUAGUUACUCUAAAUGGGAAAAAAUGGAAAAAGAUCUCAAAAUAUUUCACAGGGAAAACUGAUAAAUAGUGUUUGUAGAGAUACAAUAAUACCCUGAACCCAAAUGUUAAUAAAUAACCAUUCACAGUAGAAGAAGAUUAAAUAAUAUACUAGAAUUAUAUAAUUUUAGGUUCCAAAUGGUCAAAAAUAUCUAGAAAACUUAAUAGAAGAACGGUAAACUUUUUUGAUAUUUAGUUCAGCACAAUCAGGUGAAAAAUAGAUUCUAUUCUCAUAUUAUUUCUUCACAUUUGAAUUUAGAGAACCCAUAUCAUACAAAAUUAUCAUCUUAAUAAGCUAAAAAGGCUUUAUUUAAAGCCACUUUGGAACAUAAAUAAAAAUUGCUUUUAGAAAAUUAAAAUUUAAUUACUUAACUAUUAGAUUAAAGUCAUUUAAAAAAUUAUUUUGAUGAGGAUGAGUCAUACCAAGUUGAAUUUGAAGAAGCUUAUUCUAAUUAUCAGAGACUUUUAUGA